AAAAAUGCCAAAAAUUGAAAAUACUACAGGAAUGCCAAUUAAUUUGAUAAUUGAUGAAUUAAAAAGUGAUGAUAUCAGAAAAAGAAUUCAUUCAGUGAAACAUUUAGAUUUGAUUGCAAGUACAAUAGGUCCAGAUAGAACAAAAAAUGAAUUAAUUCCUUUCAUUUAAGGUAAAUAAAAAUAUAUUUAGAAUUACUGGAUGAUGAUGAUGAAGUUUUGAUUGAAUUAGCUGAAUCUUUAUCUAAGAAUUUCGUUGAACUAGUUGGUGGAUAAGUUUAAGUAUUGCUACCUACAUUUGAAGCAUUAUGUAGAGUAGAAGAUGCUUCAGUUCGUGAGAAAGUAUGAGAUUCAUAAUAUGGAGGCUGCUAAUCAAUUAAAGAAAUGUUUUACAUUAUUGCCAGAUUAAAAGAAGGUUGAAGAAUUAUCAAUAGGAAUAAUAAAGAGAUUGAAUGAUAGCGAUUAUUAUAUGGCAAAGAAUGCAGUUGUGAUUUUGAUUCCAGCUAUUAUUAAUUAAGUUUCAUAGAACAAUUAGAAUGAUUUGAUUAACAUAGUACUCAAAAUAUCUUAAGAUCAAAUUCCAUAAGUUCGAAAAUUUUCUUCAAUGUAUUUUUAAGUAUUUUGUUACAUAAUUGAAGGAUUUAGUUAGACAUUAUCCAAUAGUAAAUGAUGCUUUUAUUUAAAAUAUACUAAAUUCAUUUAUUAAAGAUGAAUAAGAUUUUAUUAGAAUGUAUAUAGUUGAUUCUUUGAUUGCUUCAAGCAAAACUGCAUUUUUUUAAAAACAAUAAAACUUUGUUCUAAAUAUGUUUAAAUAAUUGGCUGAAGAUUAAUCAUGGAGAGUGAGAUAUUAUUUUUGUGAAAAAUUAGCUGAUGUAUUUAAUAAUAAGUAUUAAAUUAGAUUGGAGAUUCAGUAGGAAAAGAAGGUUAUCGAAGAAAUUUUUAAAAUUAUCAUUUGAAGUUUUUAUAAGAUAAUGAACCUGAAAUGAAAUCUAUUGCAGCAUUAAAAAUAGAAAGAGUAAGUUCUUUAAUGGAUGCAGAUGACAUUAUGAAUAAAUUAGUUCCACUUUUAAAAUCAAUUUAAUAGGAUUAAAAUUCAUUUGUGAGAAGUAUAAUUUUUUAAAUACUAUUUUUAUUAGAUUCAUUAGCUUCUUCAGUCUUAGCAUUAUCACCAAUAAUUGGUAAGAAAAAUACAAGUGAAUAAAUUUUACCUAUUUUCUUAAAUUUACUUAAAGAUCAAGAUUCGGAAGUUAGGAUUACCUUAUUCAAAAAAUUAAGUUUAAUCACAAACGUUUUAGGAGUUGAUUCUUUAUCAUAAAGUGUUAUUCCAGCAUUGACAGAAUUAGCAUAAGAUAAGAAUUGGAGAAUAAGAGCAUCAACAAUAGAAGUGUUAAGUUUCUUUGCUAGAGCAAUAGGUCCAGAAUUCUUAUCAGAUAAAGUGUUGAAAUUACUAUUAGAUUGGUUAGGUGAUAAAGUAUAUUCUGUUAGAUAAACAGCUAUUUAAUAAACUGCUUAAUUGAUUUCAAUUCUAGGUAUUGCUUGGGCGGAUAGAAAUCUGUUAACUAAAAUUUGGAGCUUUUAAUCUAUCUAAAAUUAUCUUCAUAGAUUGACAGUACUUUUUACAAUAAAUGUAUGACUAAUUUAUUUAAUUAAUUAGUAAAUAGCAACUUCAUUGAACAAUGAUUAUAUAUUGAAAACAAUCCUUCCUUUGUUAUAACAAAUGUCAAAAGACUCAGUUGCAAAUAUCAGGAGCAAUGUUUGCAAGACAUCAAUUUCAUUAGCUAAAGAGAAAGGUGGAAAUAUAGUUGAUCCAUUAAAAAAAGUUUUAUAAUCUCUUUGUGAUGAUUAAGAUGCAGAAGUUAAAUACUAAGCAAAAAGUGCAUUAGAGUCAUUAUGA
This is a messenger RNA of Paramecium sonneborni, 1891 nucleotides long. Lineage: Eukaryota; Ciliophora; Oligohymenophorea; Peniculida; Parameciidae. The record is from the annotation of a GenBank genome assembly.